AUUAAUGUUUAUGCCUCUUUAGUUUUUACUAAACGGAAAUGAGAAAGUGAAAAAUGAUUUGUGUUAUUAUUGAUUUAGCAAGACACUAUGAACCCAGCACAAUAUUUAUAGAUCAAAUGGAUUUAAUUAUGGGUUAAAGUGGAUUUACUUGUAUACAAACAGAAUGGAAAAGAAUGAAUACUUAAUUAUUGCUAUGUUAAGGCAUUAGAAAAAGAAUAUAACUUAUUAUAAUUAGUUAGAUAUAUAUACCAUAAACUGUAGAACAGUGAAAUAGAAAAAAUAAUAGAAUUAGAUAUUUUAUGAUGAUGUAAGACCAGGGCCAGUUACUUAAAUAGAUCUUGAAAAGGCAGACAAUGAACUAGGUAAAACCUUCACCAUAGAGAAUAGAUAUUUAAAAUGGGAAAAAGAGAGUGGAUCGUGUUGA
This is a messenger RNA of Paramecium primaurelia, 424 nucleotides long. Lineage: Eukaryota; Ciliophora; Oligohymenophorea; Peniculida; Parameciidae. The record is from the annotation of a GenBank genome assembly.